AGUAGUGCGUUGAAAAUUUUAUUUUUUCGAAGAAAUCGUUUUAUUUCGCCCGAGUUUGCCAUAUGUUGAAAAACACAACCACGACGAAAAUGGAUCUUUUAACACAAUCGAGUGGAACAGGAGCUAGGACAGAAAAGGAAGGGAUGUUAUUCCACAAGGAGUGUCAGUUCGAAGACGAACUGGGCCUCUCCACGCGGCCCGGGGAAUACAAGCAGGUCCAACCGGCCGAACUGAACGAAGGAAAAUACAGGAAUUGUACACAGGCGUCCCACUGCAUGUUGUACGCGGAAUCGAUAACCCCCAUUUUGAAAGUGUACAACCCGAAAGCGAUAAUAUUCAUGCAGUUGAGGUUCGACGGCCACCUGGGCUUCCCCGGAGGCGUCGUAGACCCGGGAGAGACGCCGGAAGACGCGGUGAAUCGCGAACUGGUAGAAGAAGCGGGUCUUCACCCCGGUGAAGUCGUGCUCGAAGACGACGAUCUCUGCUGCAUCCAUUUCAGCAAAGAUAAGAACCUCCUUCUCUACUUCUACGUCAAAAAACUGUCCGAGAAAAAGAUGUCAGUACUGGAAAAGAAGACCAUCAACUCUUUGGAAUACGGCAACGAAGUCAUGGGGAUUGUAAGAGUACCUCUUUACACGAUGUCGGACGGCUUCAGGGGCUUCCCGGCUUUCCUCAGGUCUUCCUUCAUCGGCAACUCCCGAGAACAGCUCUUCCAAGGGCUGAUUAAAAAAAAUAUAAUGACGGCCGGCGAAAUUCAGACAGCCGCGAAGGCGUCUCCUGCCUUCGUCUCGACUAGCGACAUCGAGAAUGCACAAAAAUGCGACGGAUAAAAGAACACACCCAGGAAAAGAAACAGCCCUUCGGAAUAAAUCUAAAUCAUUAAAAACACUUUUAAAUAC
This is a messenger RNA of Cimex lectularius (bed bug), 899 nucleotides long. Its product is annotated as U8 snoRNA-decapping enzyme-like. NCBI's taxonomy places the organism in Eukaryota, Metazoa, Arthropoda, Insecta, Hemiptera, Cimicidae. The transcript has a single exon. Gene Ontology annotation, cellular component: nucleus. The record is from RefSeq and is a predicted model, not a curated record. The coding region runs from base 63 to 830 and encodes 255 amino acids. Gene Ontology annotation, molecular function: snoRNA binding; phosphodiesterase decapping endonuclease activity. Gene Ontology annotation, biological process: sno(s)RNA catabolic process; mRNA catabolic process.